GAUCGUUACGUCGUUUGGCACUAAACGGAGGUUCUCUGGAGUGUUCUUGGUUAGCUGUUCGGUCGUCUCAUUUGCCGUUUAUACGUUCCGGAUUCGGAUUCGCAACGGUCUCAAGUUCAGUGUUGGUGAAUCGGCUGAGUGAAAUGCUUUCAGGCAUAAUUGGCCACGUGGACGUGUCUAACAUUCAGUGAACCCGUGUUUGAAGCAACAGUGAAUAUUUGAUUAAGAAUAUUGGAUACAGACAAAUUUGGUGUGUUUCGAAAAACGGUCAGUGUUUAGUGUGGCAAAAAGACAGAACUAGCGGAAAUUAGAACAAUGAGUUCGAGAAUUGUAAACCCUGCAAUCGAGCAUCGCGCAAAGCCGCCACUACCUGGCGAUGAGAUUGUUAUUUCCGGUGUUGCCGGACGCUUUCCCAAUUCGGACAGCGUCAAAGAGUACGGAUACAAUCUCUACAACAAGAUCGACAUGGUGGAUGAUCUGGAAACACGUUGGCGUCACACCAACGUUGAGAUUCCCCGACGCAUGGGAAAGGUGAACAAUUUGGAGAAGUUUGAUGCAACGUUCUUUGGAGUGCACUUUAAACAGGCACACACCAUGGAUCCACAGUGUCGUCUUUUGGUAGAACAUGCAUAUGAGGCUGUAAUCGACGCCGGCGUGAAUCCAAAGACUCUGCGAGGAUCCCGAACCGGAGUGUUUGUAGGCGCAUGCUUCGCUGAGUCGGAGAAAACGUGGUUCUACGAAAAAAUUUCUUCUGGUGGUUUUGGCAUCACUGGAUGCUCCCGGGCUAUGAUGGCAAAUCGUAUCUCGUACACUAUGGGCCUUAACGGUCCUUCUUUCCUACUGGAUACUGCGUGCAGCAGCUCGAUGUAUGCAUUGGAUUGCGCCUUCAAUGCUAUCCGCAAUGGAGAAUGUGAUGCAGCAAUUGUUGGCGGUUCAAAUUUGCUGUUGCAUCCUUACGUAACGCUCCAGUUUGCACGACUUGGUGUUUUGGCAGCUGAUGGGUAUUGUCGACCAUUCGAUAAAGAUGCUUCUGGAUACACUCGUUCUGAAGCUGUUUGUGUUGCUUUUCUGCAGAAGGCUAAAGAUGCGAAACGUGUAUAUGCGGAUUUUGUGUACUCAAAAACCAACUGUGAUGGGUUCAAGGAAGAAGGUAUCACUUAUCCAUCAGGAUUAAUGCAAAGAAAACUGUUGUCAGAAUUCUACCAAGAGAUUAACAUCGAUCCAUCGACUGUAAACUAUGUUGAAGCACACAGUACCGGUACAAUGGUAGGUGAUCCAGAAGAAUGUGCUGGUUUGGAUAAAAUUUUCUGCACAGGUCGUACGAAACCACUACCUGUGGGAUCCGCGAAAUCUAAUGUUGGACACUCUGAAUCAAGUUCAGGGUUAUGUUCCGUCAUCAAGAGUGUGUUGGCAUUCGAGAACAUGGUGAUUCCUCCAAAUAUCAACUUUACAGAGAUACGACGGGAUAUCCCUUCGUUGGUCGAUGGCCGUUUGACGGUGGUAUCGGAUCCUACUCCACUGGAUGGUCCAUUGAUCGCGAUAAAUUCAUUUGGUUUCGGAGGAGCCAAUGCGCACGCUCUACUGAGAGGAAAUUCGAAGGUAAAAAUCAACAAUGGUUUGCCAGCUGAUAAUCUACCCAGAUUGGUCACAUGGUCGGGUAGAACCGAAGAAGCUAUCGAUGCUGUUUUGACGGAUAUGAGCAAUCGACAUCUGGAUGCUGAAUACGUCGCUUUGAUGCACAACGUUCAAAGCGAGUCGAUUCCUGGAAACGUUUUCCGAGGCUACGGAGUGUACGCUAAGAAUGGCAUUGAAAACGCUGUCUGUCUUGGUCGCGAUUGUCAGCAUUAUACAGGUCUCAAGCGCCCACUGGUUUGGGUAUUCAGCGGUAUGGGAUCCCAAUGGACUGAGAUGGGUUCAUCGUUGAUGGAGAUUCCAAUUUUCCGUACUGCAGUCGAAAACUGUCAUCAACUGCUUGAAAAAAGAGGAUUAAACCUGCUCGAGAUUUUAACAUCGAAAGAGUGCAAGUAUGAGAAUAUUCUUCACUCGUUUGUUGGAAUCGCUGCCGUUCAAAUUGGAAUCGUUGAUGUUCUUCGGUCACUGGAUAUCGAACCAGACUUUGUUAUUGGACACUCCGUCGGAGAAUUGGGUUGCGCUUAUGCCGAUGGCUGUUUCACAGCUGAACAAAUGAUCCUGUCUGCAUAUUCGCGUGGUAUGGCUAGUUUGGAAACUAAAACUGUAUUUGGUUCGAUGGCAGCUGUUGGGUUGGGUUAUCGUAAAAUUAGAACAAUGCUCCCGCCGGGAAUCGAAGUCGCAUGUCACAAUGGUCCGGAUUCUUGUACCAUAUCGGGCCCCAAGGCAAACGUCGAAUCCUUCGUGAAAGAUCUCACCGGCAAGGGAAUAUUUGCUAAGGAAGUUCCCUGCUCCAACAUUCCAUACCAUAGCAAGUACAUCGCUGAAAUGGGACCACGUCUUCUGGCACGACUGAACGAAGUGAUCCCUGAACCAAAGAAGCGAUCGUCAAAAUGGUUGAGCUCUUCUGUGCCAAAGAUUCGCUGGGAUCAACCAGAAAGCCAAUACUCGUCGGCCCAAUAUCAUACGAACAACUUGCUAAGUUCGGUGCUGUUCGAAGAAACUUCCGCUCUGCUUCCAAACAAUGCCAUGACCAUUGAAAUUGCCCCUCAUGGCCUUCUUCAGGCUAUUUUGAAAAAAUCGAUGCCAAAUGCUGUCCACUUUGGCUUAACCAAACGCGGUAACAAGGACAAUGUCCAAUACCUGUUCAACGCACUCGGAAAACUCUACGUAAACGGCCUAGAUCUGCCAGUAUCUAGACUGUAUCCACAAGUGGAAUUCCCUGUGGCCCGCGGAACUCCGAUGAUCUCUCACUUAGUCAGAUGGGAUCACAGCGAGGAUUGGUUCGUGACCAAAUUCGAGAUGCAAAAGUCAUCAAAGAGCGGGGAGCGACGCGUCAAAAUUAAGCUCAACGAUCAAGACUACAGUUACAUCUCGGGACACGUUAUCGAUGGACGUGUUUUGUUUCCUGCUACCGCAUAUCUUCACCUGGCAUGGGAGACUCUAGCCAUGGUUAAGGGACCAAUGUAUUUCGAUCUAGAAGUUGAGUUUGAAGAUGUCAAGUUCCUUCGAGCAACUUCAAUCACCAAGGAUCAGGAAAUUGAGUUCACCAUUAUGUUGCAACAGGGAACGGGUCGAUUCGAGAUCACUGAGGGUUCAGCGGCUGUCGUCACUGGUUAUAUAAAACAUGUCGAGAAUAUCCAGCUUUCCGAGAUUCCGGAUCCACCGGAAUCGGAUUACCCAAUGCUGAAUGAACGUGAUUUCUACAAAGAAUUGCGCUUGCGAGGAUACCACUACAAUGGAGCUUUCCGAUCGGUACAGGAAGCUCGAGCUGAUGCUCGUUGCGGGAAAGUCAGUUGGGAGUUGAAUUGGGUAUCAUUCCUGGAUUGUCUGCUCCAGUGUUGCAUUAUUGGAAAGGAUACCCGUUCGUUGGUAAUCCCAACUGGAAUCGAACGUUUGCGAAUCGAUCCUAAGAUGCAUCUUGCGAUUGCCAACACAAUGGAGGAAGGGCAACAAGUAUUCGACUUCAAGUAUUCCGAUAUCCUGAACACGAUGCGUAGUGGAGGUAUUGAAAUCAUCGGCAUGCAAGCGAGCACUGUUGGACGAAGAAAACCACCUGGUUAUCCGGUCUUGGAGUCCUAUAAAUUCAUUCCUCAUUUACCCGCACCAAAGUUAUCCAAAAUUAAUGCUGUCCGUGUGUGCGUUCAGUUGGCACUUGAGAAUAUACCCGUUCCAAAAGUCAAAGCAGUGGAAGUCGACUUCCACAACGAUACACCAAUCACUCCAUUGUUCGCCGAUGCACUUGGAGAUCUACCGCUCGUUACGGCGGAUCUUAUGUUCCUUUCGCAACAGCAAAUUUCUCUACCAGGGGUGCAUGUAGAAGAUGGUAAACUAUCCACCCAGUCAAACUGCCUCUUCUUGAUCUCCGUCAACUACCUUAGCCGUCCUGAAAUGGUUGAGGAGGCAACAAACAGUCUACAUGACAAUGGAUUCAUUCUGUCGAGAGAGGCGCCUAAUUUAGCAUUGGAUAGCAUUGUGGUCCCUGCCGGUUAUCAGCUAAUACUAGUUAUCCCAGUCGAAAACGAAACAUACAUUUUGUUACAACGCAUCAAACGCAAAUACCUGGGAAGCCCCACAAUCGUUCACAUUCCGGCUGACGAUGAACAAUAUAAAUGGAUUACCAAGCUCCGUGACGCCAUGAAGCAAGGUUCGGUUAUCGUCGUGUCCCAAGGUGACAGCAACUCUGGUAUCAUUGGUUUGGUUAACUGCAUUCGUAGGGAACCGGACGGUGGAAUGGUUAGCUGCGUUUUCAUUGACGAUCCAAAAGCACCCGCUUUUGAACUGGAUAAUCCCAUCUAUAAGGCUCAUCUGAAACUUGGAUUCGCCAUCAAUGUCUACCGAAAUGGACAGUGGGGAACAUAUCGUCAUCUGCAACUGCUUCAGCCGGCUGUCGUAAAACCAAGACGUGAGCAUUGCUAUGCUAACGCACUCACUAAGGGUGAUCUCUCUUCUUUGACUUGGUUGAGUGGACCUUUCAACAACCGUAGAGUCAAGGACGAUCUUGUUCGAGUUUGCUACAGUUCGUUGAAUUUCCGGGACGUUAUGUUCGCGUCCGGCAAACUCUCUGCUGACUUCGCCAAUUUAUCUCGCAUUGAGCAGCAGUGUGAGCUUGGGUUCGAAUACUCUGGAAUCGGAGUAAGCGGCCGUCGUAUCAUGGGUAUGGUUACUACAGGUGCUAUGGCUACGCACGUUGAAUGCGAGGAGACAUUGACCUGGACUGUUCCAGAUAAUUGGACGCUGGAGCAAGCAGCUACUGUUCCAGUCGUCUACACCACCGUCUAUUGCGCUCUAUUCAUCAAUGCCCACAUUCAAAAGGGACAAUCUAUUCUUAUUCACGCCGGUAGCGGUGGCGUUGGUUUGGCAGCUAUUCGUGUGUGCUUAUCUUAUGGUUUGGAGGUGUACACAACCGUCGGGUCUACUGCUAAGCGUGAUUUCUUACUACAGACAUUCCCUCAGCUGAACCCGCAAAAUAUUGGAAAUUCACGUGAUACUUCUUUCGAAAAGUUGAUAAUGACUCGCACCGAUGGAAAAGGUGUGGAUUAUGUGUUGAACUCACUUGCGGACGAUAAAUUGCAGGCUUCGUUACGCUGUCUGGGUAAAUACGGAAAGUUCCUUGAAAUCGGCAAAUAUGACAUGGCGAACGAUACGAAACUUGGACUGCAUCGAUUCUUGCGGGCGCUGUCGUUUACCGCAGUGUUGGUAGAUUUCCUGUUUACAGCCCAACCGGAGGAAAAGAUGGUACUGAAGCAAAUGCUGGACAAGGACAUCAAGGCUGGAAUUAUUGUCCCACUGAAGGCAAAUGUUUUUCUGGCCAAUGAAGUGGAACAUGCGUUCCGCUAUCUGGCCAGUGGAAAGCACGUCGGUAAAGUUGUUCUCAAGAUUCGUGAGAAUCCGAAUGACGAAGAAUCGGUACCAAUUUCGUACCUGCCUCGAAUGUAUUGCAAUCCGGAAUAUUCGUACGUGAUCGCUGGAGGUUUGGGAGGAUUCGGUCUAGAGUUGGCAGAUUGGUUGGUGCUGCGUGGAUGUCGAAAGCUAGUGAUGAGCUCCAGUCGUGGCAUCACUAAACCGUAUCAAGCCUACAGAAUCAAAAUAUGGAAACAAUAUGGAGUGGAAGUUGUGGUGAACACCGAGGAUAUCACCACGAGAAAGGGAUGUGAAGCUCUGCUCUUGGCAGCCAAUAAGGUGGGGCCGGUUGGAGGUAUUUAUAAUCUGGCUGUUCAAUUGCGCGAUAGCAUCUUCGAAAAUCAGACAGUGGAGAAGUUUACGCAAUGCAUGGGUCCCAAGGCAUUGGCUACCAAAUACUUUGAUGAAUUGAGUAGAAAACUGUGCCCAUAUAUGGUGUAUUUCGUUGUGUUCUCCAGUGUUUCGUGUGGCCGAGGAAACGGCGGACAAAGCAAUUACGGUAUGGCAAACUCGGUGAUGGAGAGAAUAAUUGAGCAUCGCCAUGCCGAAGGUCUACCCGCGAAGGCAAUCCAAUGGGGAGCAGUUGGGGAGGUAGGUUUGGUAGCUGAUAUGCAGGAGGAUAAACUUGAUAUGGAAAUUGGAGGCACACUGCAACAGCGUAUCUCAUCGUGCCUUCAAGAGCUGGAUCCGCUACUUACCACUCCCGAUGCUAUCGUCGCCAGCAUGGUUGUUGCGGAAAAACGUGUUCGGAGCAGUGGAAAGGACAAUAUAAUCGAAUCCGUUAUGAAUAUUAUGAGUAUCCGAGAUAUUAAAUCAGUUUCUAUGGAUACAACGCUCUCGGAACUGGGCAUGGAUUCGUUGAUGGCUGUAGAAAUUAAACAAACCCUCGAACGAGAGUAUGAACUAUUCCUGACACCACAAGAUCUCCGUUCGUUGACAUUCAUGAAAUUACAAGAGCUAACUGAAGCCAAGGCAAGUUCCGAUGAGAAUGUCAAAUUGAAGCUUGCUAAUGAGAAGACUCCAACCGGUGUUGCUAUGCUGUUGCGUAAUCUUGGCGAUGAAUUUAACAGUGAACACACCAUUCUUCGUUUACAAUCGGAGAACGAUUCGAAGAAAUACAACGCCUGUGUUCUGUUGACACCUGGUAUUGAAGGUGUUGCUGGUAAUGCAUGGCACAGCAUUGCCGGUCAAUUGACUCUGCCAACGUUUAUCACCCAGUUGACAAAGACCAUCGACAUGACUAGUAUAGCGGAGAUUUGUCAGUUUUUGGCAAAUGAUGUUAUCGAAAAUGUGUUCAAAGGAACGGAACACUUCUAUUUAGUUGGUUAUUCAUUUGGAGCAUUCAUAACGCUAGAAUUGGCACGGCUGCUAGAAGAAACCGGAAAACGUGGCCAAAUUUUGCUCAUCGAUGGAGCGCCGAAAUUCUUGCAUAAACUAGCUAUUGAUCAAAUGUCCAAAAAUUGGACAGAUGAAUCAAUUCAAAUUGUAUUGAUCGCUGGCAUUCUCAACACCAUCUUCCCUGAAGAAACUACAGACGUAUUACCUAUAAUCACUGAAUGUCGAACUUUCGAGUCACGGAUUGAUAAACUGCUCGAACUCGCCAAGGAUCAAAAUGUCUAUUCCGAAGGAUAUCUGCGUAUGAUGACGAAAGCCUUAUAUAAUCGUAUUAAGAUCACUCUACUGACCGACAUUAGCAACAUGCAACCGCUGGAAUCGCACAUCACCUUGGUACGUCCCACGGAAGUGUCUGUCGUGGAUAUCGAAGAAGACUACGGAUUGUCCGAGUACACCAAGGGAACUGUCAGUUUGAAAUUCCUCGAAGGCAAUCACAUUACCAUGCUAGAGAAUCCGAAACUAACGCAGAUUAUUACUGAAUCUGAUCCAGUGCUGGAGUCGGAUAGAUGCUUCCAGAAGUAUCUGCAGAGCAGCGUAAUUGCCGAAUAAUUGUGACAAGCGAUAGAAAUUUUUUCCCCUUAUUUCUUCCAAAAAAACCGCCUCAGUCUAAUAAAUCUACAUGUAAAAGGCAGUUAUUUAUUUCCUAAAUAAAAUAAGCUAAUUCAUA
This is a messenger RNA of Toxorhynchites rutilus septentrionalis, 7594 nucleotides long. It is a transcript of the gene FASN3, whose product is annotated as fatty acid synthase. Gene Ontology annotation, molecular function: phosphopantetheine binding; 3-oxoacyl-[acyl-carrier-protein] synthase activity; fatty acid synthase activity. Gene Ontology annotation, biological process: fatty acid biosynthetic process. The coding region runs from base 316 to 7476 and encodes 2386 amino acids. Lineage: Eukaryota; Metazoa; Arthropoda; Insecta; Diptera; Culicidae. The record is from RefSeq and is a predicted model, not a curated record. The transcript is spliced from 5 exons.